CUGGACGCAAGUUAAGAUUGUCGCAUGCUUUCACCGCCCCCCUCGUCUUCUCCGAAAGCAAGUUGCCUCGUUCGCGCUCAUCGAUAUGGGUCUCGCCCGCGCCGUGACAUAGCGGCCAGGAGCAACAGCAUGAUUCAAAAGGAGACAAGCCAGUGAACGAGAUUCAUCUUGUAGCGUGACGCACGCCAUGGCGCCGAUCCAACAGCAGCAGCAGCAGCAGCAGCAGCAACAGUCGUCGUAUCCUUCCUAUUCGGAUGCGCCGAUCAACCGUGUCGCCUUUCCCGUCCCACAGCAGCAAAACACUCAGUACCAGCCUGGCAGUCGCGGGGGCAGCAGCUCACCGAAUGCGUCGCGGCCGGAAGUGGGGCGCGGCGAUGCGGCACUGCCCUCGGGGCCGAUGAGGAGAACGUCGGAUGAGGCAAACACCAGCAUCAGCAGAGGAUGGUUCGGAAGCGGACGACAUCGCACCUCGAGCUCCAUAUCUGUGCCCCUCGGCAGCAAUAUCACACAGGCUCAAUUGCAGCAGCAGCAACAGCACCAGCAUCAACAGCACCAACAACAUCAGCGGCCUACUGAUGGAUCUGGUAGGCCAGCGCCUUCGGGGACGCAGCGGCCGCCAUCGCAAGCCUUUGUGAAUCCGUAUGCUUCCCCGACGAUCGGCACCGGGCCUGCCAACCCUUUGUACCAGGGCAAUGGACCACCAUCGCCUCACCAGACCAGGCCUCCGCCGCUGCAGCACCACUACUCUGCCCCUAGUCCUACUCUUGCUCAGCUUCAGCACCAGCAGCAAUACCCACCGCAUUCAGUCGCUUAUUCUCAAAGACCAUUGCAACAGCAGCAGCAUCAGCACCCUCAACAGUACCAGCAGCACCAGCAGCAUCAACAUCCUCAGCAGCACCAGCAGCACCAGCAGCCAUAUAUGCAAGCACCCCAGCUCCACCAGUUGCCGUCGCCUUCGGCAGGACCUUCCGGAUUCCCAAAUCCACAUCAGAGCGGGCAUCAACCGGGGCCUCGACCCGAGCACGGAGCGGGGACGAGUACCGAGGCGCACGACGCAGCGACCUGCUCGGGAUGCCAGGCCGAGCUCGAGGCGGCACUCAAGGCUUCCCAGGCUAGCGCGCAAGAGGAGGAUGAGCGACGGAGACGGCAACGCGAGGAAGAUGAGGCGCACCUCAAGGCAGUCCAGGAGUCCGAGGAGGAGGAGAACUCACGCAGGGAAGCAGAAGAAGAGGAAAUCUUGCGCCAAGUGAUGGAGGCUAGUCGGAGGGACGAAGAGGCAGCGCAGGUCAAGCGCCUGGAGCAGGAGCGGUACGAAGAAGAGCAGCGCAGGCUCAUGCUCGAGGAAAGCCGGCUGGAGGCAAUUCGAAAGGAGCAGGCCGAGCGGCAGCAGGAGGAGCAGCUCAUGGCGGCGAGCCGAAGAGAGGCUGAAGCCAGCCAGCAGAGGCGCGAGCAAGAAGAACGUCGGGCUCGGGAGGAAGAAGAGGCCGUCCUGGCCGAGAGCAGGCGACAGAUGGAGGAAGAGUGGCGGAGAAGAGACGAGGAGGAGAGGGCCAUGGAAGCCUUUGCAAAGUUUCGCGGCGAGCUCAACGAGAGUGCCUACUGGAGAAGCCAGAUUGACGACGACGCAUUCAAGCAGCUUUCCUUGGACAUGGAGCAGCAGGCUUCGGUGAGACAGUCGGACUCGGCUGUUCUGGCGAGCGAGUCCGGCCACUCUCGACACGCCUCUUCUUCUCGCCAUCGAGCACUCCCCCCCACGCCUGGGCUGGCGGCUCAGGCCGCAGGCAUCGAACCGGUACGAAGACCCUUUGAGAGUCGAAGUGCGUCUACGACGCGCGAGGCUGGCAGGCAUCCUGUCGCGUUUGCUCACCUUCCCAUCGUCGCUGAGAGCGAGGCGUCCCGCAUUUCUGCGCAUGAGCCUGUCUCUUGGAGGAGGGGAGACAGAGAAAGUCAAUCAGCCGCAGACGCUGGCGAUAUCGAAGACGGCUCUUACGACGAUGACCUCGAUGAUGACGACGACGACGACGAUCCCUUCGCUGACUCGGCGGAGGCACCACCCACCUACGAAGAAGCAGGCGUCGACCGACCUCCCGAAGCCCCAGACACGAUCCCCGACCAUGUCCGGUUUGAUGCUCCUCCGAGGGACAGCGGCAUGCAGUCAACCAUCAGCGAUCCCAGUCUUCGCUUCUCUCCCGAGAAGUCAGCCCCCUCUGUCUCUUCUUCGACUUCCAUGGCACCAAAUGGGCGAUCGUUGCCAGCUCCACCGACAGCCUUGGCACGCAGUGGCAGUGGCGCUUCUGGCUCGGGCUCCGGCUCAGACCCAAAUGCGUCGCGUCAACAGGGCACGGUGGCGCCCACCAUCUCGCAGCAACCCCUCCCGCAAUCCGUCGCUCCGCCCUUGCUCGCAGCGAGAGCCAACAGUAGCCGCAGUACUACGACUGCUGAGCAAGCUAGAGCCUCGAUGGACGGGCGUACCACCAGUAUUCAGGGCGAGGAUGUCUCUGCACGACCUGCAGGCAGCCCGUUAGAGGGUCGUAGAGCGGUCAAUCCACUUCUUGACGCUAUUCCUCAAGAUCGCAGGGGUGGCGCUCCCUCGCUGACUCCCUCUUUAGAGUCUCAGGAUCUGCGAGCUUCGGCCUCCACCUCGAUGGACACGCCGGAGAGAGCCUCGUCUCUCAGUAGAAAGGUGGAGGAGGAACAUACUACAACCACGAUCAGCACGGCACACUCAAAUGACACCGUUUCGGAAUCACGACCGUCAAUGUCCUCAGGGAACAGGGUCUCGACUUCUUCCGAGAGCAGGCCGUCGAUGGACCGGCCAUCGGUUUCGCCUUCGGCCGGAUCAUCCUCUGCUCCGACGACGGUACACGAGCUGCAACAGACGGCCAUGAAGGGCACCGACUUUGGCUACUGCGCCGAGCCUUUUGCUCCGGACUUGCUAGCCAGCUCGGGAGAGCAGCUGUCGGAGACCGACUCAAAGCGUGCAAAAGAGCGGUUCCCCAACGUCAUCCAGCUCACGCGAACACCGUCGGACGGAUCGGGAUUGCUGAAAGGGAAAUGCACGAGCGCAUACUUUGUCAUUCGCGCCCCCUCGUGGAAAAGUCUGCUGAGGGCCAUGGCAUGGUACGGCAACACGAGGAUCGAGGCGGGGCCAGAAGAGGUGGCUGAUCGGCAGACCCUUCGGCUCAAUGUCGAAGUGGAAUUCGUUACGCCGAGCAAGACGGACUACUCCAGCACAGUCGUUGUUGGUGGUGCCGGCCGGGCUGCGCAUGUCGCCAUCUGUAUCUCUUUGAUGGAUCCCAAGCCUGCUCCGACGCUGACUGGUGUCAUCAAGGGCCAGUCCAGAGGCCUUGACUCGUCUUACCUAAGAAGGGGCUCAGCCAGACGUGUGAUUCACGUGCCCCGACAGUCACCGGCGCUUCCGAUGGGCAUGGUCAAGCUAGCUCAGCACCUUCACGCUGCACAUACCUUCAGCGCCGCCUGCCCUUCCUCGAGCUCAACAGCCUUGCAUAGUCCCCGCGACCUGCACCAUGCCGUCGAGCGACACGAUGUAGGGUACGUCGCAAAGGUGCGCAAGGCUGCUGCAAAGAAUCGGACGACGGCGGCUGUUGCCAGCGGUGUGCCAACACCUGGCUCAAACGAGCAAAGCGCCGAGGACUCAAAUACAGGCCGAAGCAGCCGACUUCUGGCGUCCAAUAUGGGAUUUGGCCCUCGAGGAAGCAGGGACUCAACGUAUAAUCACAGCACAGCCGUCGGGACUGGUGGAGACGAAGACGUUGAUCCUGAGGAUAUCGACGCGGAUGGUGUAGAAAUUUUUGCUGGGGUAGGCGAAGAAGAGGCGGAGCGCAGCGGGUUCGGCAGGAUGAAAGACCGCAUGAAGAGAAGGCUGGGCAAGAGGGCUGGCGAUGGCAACGUCGUCGACGAAGACCUCGAGAGUUGGAUCACGCCGUUCGACAUGACACAGCAUGGCUGA
This is a messenger RNA of Acaromyces ingoldii, 3970 nucleotides long. RefSeq lists its product as hypothetical. The coding region runs from base 188 to 3970 and encodes 1260 amino acids. The transcript is spliced from 2 exons. Lineage: Eukaryota; Fungi; Basidiomycota; Exobasidiomycetes; Exobasidiales; Cryptobasidiaceae. The record is from RefSeq and is a predicted model, not a curated record.